GCUUGGAGCUUACCCACCAUCUCAUGCCAGCUGUUGCUCUUUAGGAGUCAAGAUCCCCGUUUGCCAGAUACCUUCUACAUACGACGCAUCAAGGCAGCCUUCAAUUCUCACAUUGGCCAUCUCCUGGAGCCUAACAAUCGGUGGCAACCUCUUACUAGCCUAAGGGGACUGAGCAGUGGCAGUCUCACUGCUUGUUCCAUGACGUUCGCCCUGCCGCGAUGAACGAGCUAUUUGAGCAGUUCGCCGAGGCGCAGACCGUUAGAAACGGAUAUCUGCUCGCGCAGACACUGUCGCCAGUUGCGCCACCAGAUGACGCUCAUAGGCUGAGAAAAAUCUGGCAAAGCACCAACUCCCACAGCGUAAAGGGGGACAUCAAGCAUUUUAUAAAGACGCAAUCUUCAUAUCGGGUGAACCUCGAUGUCGACGAGAUUAACGGCUGGGUGGAGGUGUAUGCAGCUUAUUGGAAUGCCAUCGGUGAGAUCCUCGCGGGCGAGAGCGGGAAGUCCACGUGGACCAAGGUAUACGAGUCAUGGAAAGAGCUCACGUCCAUGCUGAUACGAGGAUACAACAACUUUGGCUUCGAGGCAUGGACAAUUCCAAGUCUCUAUCUCGUUGGCAAGUAUCUUCGGCUUUUUGCCAUCAAGUCCGACGACGAACGCAGCCGCAGUUCCGCCGAUCCAACCACCGCCGCUUCUCUCAUGCAAGAUGACUUCGAUCCAGAGUCUGAGAAGCAAGCGCAGCUGAGAGAUUGCGAACAGCACUUGAAGCGCAUCUUCACAUUGUGUUUGAACGAUAGAGCCCCCAUCGGAGAAUCGCGGAAAUGGGGCAUAUACUUUGUCAUUAACCUGCUCUUCAAGACGUACUUCAAGUUAAACUCGGCCUCCCUUUCGCGGACAAUUUUGAAAACCCUGGCCGUUUACAACGACAAAGGAGACAUGCCGUCCCUAGAGUCUUUCCCGAAGGCUCAGAGAGUGACUUUCAAGUAUUAUGAGGGAGUGCUAUUUUUUCUUGAGGAGAACUACGUUCAGGCCGAGAAACACCUUGUGCAGGCGUGGAACCUUUGCCAUAAGGAUGCAAAAGCGAACUUAGAACGCAUCUUGACUUAUCUCAUCCCGUGCCGGCUGCUCACCAGCCAUGUUCUCCCGACGAAGAAACUGUUAGAGCCUUUCCCGCGGCUCCAGGACCUGUUCUUGCCCCUUGCACAAUGCAUUCGACAGGGGGACUUGCGGCAGUUCGAUAUUGCGCUGCAACACGGCGAAGACGUCUUUGUCAGGAGACGCAUUUACCUGACGCUUGAGCGCUGCCGCGAUAUUGCCUUGCGCAACCUUCUGCGCAAAGUCUUCAUCGCUGGGGGCUUCGACGAAGCCAAAGAUGGAGACACAGCGCCGCCGGUUCGGCGGACAAGAGUGCCUGUAGCAGAGUUUCGCGCCGCGAUCUGCAUGGGAAGUGGCGGAGAGACUGUGGACACAGAUGAGGUGGAGUGUCUUUUGGCCAACAUGAUUUACAAGGACUUGAUGAAAGGCUAUAUUGCCCGCGAACGCGGCAUCGUCGUGCUUUCCAAGAAGGGCGCUUUCCCUGGCACGGGGGUUUGAGGGGUGGACGCGCACGCUACCUGAGAAGACGAGGCAUGAGGUAUGAUUCACGCUGAGCCACGACCGAAACAGCGCUGGUCACAGUGCAUGAUAGAUGAGGAUGUAGGUGUAUACACUACUCGGCUUGCAGCAAACUGCGAAUGUGCCUGCUGGUCAUGUCGAUAAUCGCGAUGCAUGUGGUGUUGAAUCUCUGAGUCGUCACGACGGUGUGCAUUUCGCAAGGCGAGCUAGUUGCCGGGUCGCACCCCCGUCCGUCCGUCCAGGCGUCCCCUGCCACCCCCCCUUCAGCUUUGACCAUGCACGCUCCUCCCGAGACUUCAUGACUCAUUUUGGGGCCAAAUGAGAACCUUUGAAGAGCAGUCUCUUCUUUUGCAAGGCAAGGGAGCACGAUCGUGCGUCAUAGCGCUCGGAAAAACACCGACGACCUUUGGGGUUAGUGUGGCGACAUUGGCCUGUUUACAAGCAGAGCAAGAUUGCCUACAACGCCGUCUUGCCAUCUUUCCAUCAUUCACGCGAGGGGGGGACCGUGGUGCAUGUGCUCACAUGACGGACUAGCCAUCUCCAAGCCUCUUGUUUUCUCUCUAAAAGCGUCCAACGAGUGCUACGAAGGGUAAUUUUACAGUCGUCCGCGUGGCGAGGACAUCGGGUCAGUCUUGCGUAACCUCAACUAGCGCCGUCCCAUACGCUGCCCGUCAAUAUCUAGCGGCUCGGGAUGCCUUCCAAAGAGAUAGACCAACAAGGAG
Molecule: messenger RNA, 2335 nt
Organism: Purpureocillium takamizusanense
Lineage: Eukaryota; Fungi; Ascomycota; Sordariomycetes; Hypocreales; Ophiocordycipitaceae
Gene: CSN12
Product: COP9 signalosome (CSN) subunit
Exons: 7
Coding region: 219-1592 (457 amino acids)
Biological process (GO): post-transcriptional tethering of RNA polymerase II gene DNA at nuclear periphery; poly(A)+ mRNA export from nucleus; transcription elongation by RNA polymerase II
Cellular component (GO): transcription export complex 2
Molecular function (GO): double-stranded DNA binding; RNA binding
Source: RefSeq, a predicted model, not a curated record